This is a messenger RNA of Hemibagrus wyckioides, 2165 nucleotides long. It is a transcript of the gene lyrm2, whose product is annotated as LYR motif containing 2. Gene Ontology annotation, cellular component: mitochondrion. NCBI's taxonomy places the organism in Eukaryota, Metazoa, Chordata, Actinopteri, Siluriformes, Bagridae. The record is from RefSeq and is a predicted model, not a curated record. The transcript is spliced from 3 exons. The coding region runs from base 95 to 361 and encodes 88 amino acids.
UUAAAAAGCCUUCCAACUCAUGUAAUUCCAGUCCACUAGGUGGCAGUACUACGCCAUAACGCCUCUGACCGUGGCUCUCAAAAUGUGACUGAAAAUGUCCGUGUCAAGAUUACCAACUGCUACACUCAACCUUAAACAGUUUUUGCAGAGGCAAAAAGUUUUAGGUCUGUACCGUAAUAUGUUGAGGACAAUCCGCAAAGUUCCAGAUGACACAGAUCGUAAAUAUCUGAAGGACUGGGCAAGAGAGGAGUUCAAGAGGAACAAGGAGGCCACAGAUCAGGAUGCUGUCCGGAUGAUGAUCACACAGGCCAACAAUCACCUGGAGGAGCUGAAGAGAUCCCUUGCUCUGGCUGGAAGGUGAACAGCUGCAGGCUCCUGUACGAGUGAUCUGUGCUGACGGGACAGUGUUGAGAGAUACACACAGAGAGAUAACCACAUUCAACUCCAGCAUAAGCUGUGAGUGCUGUUGGACUGUAAAGCAGGAGAGUCCUGCAUGUCCGGACUGCACCGUUGUUACAUGUCCUAGCUCUCAUUCACCUGAUCGUAUGUUAGAGCAGAGAAAUCAUUAGAUUAUGCUGGGUUCAUUUUUUUUUUUUUUUUUUUUUUUUUUGGAGACAGAUGGAUUAUGUCAGAGUGAUUGAGUUUGAGCUCCAGUCUCUUCACAGUGAAGGUUUUCUAAACAAACAAGCUUAAUAAAUGUAGCUUGUAUUUUAAGCUGAAUGACUGUCCUCUCCUGGGUCAUUUUGAGUGCAUUAAUGAAUGUCACACUACACCUUCUAUAAUGUACAACAGAAUAGAAGUGAAUGAGCAGGUAAGCAGAUAAACGACAGAUCCAACAUGGCUACUGAGGACGGCAUCUGGAUGUAUCCAAAUAUCCCUACUAUUCUACUGUACAGUAGGUGAAAAGCACUUCAUCAGAGGAGUAGUGUGAAUUCUCAUUGUUCAGAAAUUAGAAGGAGAGAAAUACCCCAAUGAUGUACUGCUUCCUCAGAGAUCCUGCAGUAUGGAACCAAAAUACACUGCGCUAUCCCAUAAUGCAAAGGGACUGGUGCAGAAGAGCAGAGUGCUAUAAGUAAUAAACAUUGUUCAUUGUGGUAAAACUGUAUUGGUUUAACAACAUCUGUCAACUUGUUGCCAAUUUAAACAAGAAAAAAUAGUGCCAUUUUUUUCCAAGAAAAAGAAAGUUUUUGUGGUUAUGACAGAUGCAGUAGGUACUGAAUACAGCAGGUACUGAAUCGAAUGCAGUCGGUACUGAAUCAAACACAGUAGAUACCGAAUCAAAUACAGCAGGUAGUGAAUCAAAUGCAGCAGAUACUGAAUCAAACGCAUUAGAUACCGAAUCAAAUACAGCAGGUAGUGAAUCAAAUACAGCAGAUACUGAAUCAAACGCAUUAGAUACCGAAUCAAAUACAGCAGGUAGUGAAUCAAACGCCGCAGACACCGAAUCAAAUACAGCAGGUAGUGAAUCAAAUGCAGCAGAUACUGAAUUAAACGCCGUAGAUACCGAACCAAAUACAGCAAGUAGUGAAUCGAAUGCAGCACGUACUGAAUCAAAUGCAGUAGAUACCGAAUCGAAUGCAGCAGGUAUUGAAUCAAAUGAAGUAGAUACCGAAUCAAAUACAGCAGGUAGUGAAUCGAAUGCAAUAGAUACCGAAUCAAAUGCAGUAGGUACUGAAUCAAACGCAGUAAAUACCGAAUCGAAGACAGCAGGUGCUGAAUCAAAUGAAGUAGAUACCGAAUCAAAUACAGCAGGUAGUGAAUCGAAUGCAAUAGAUACAGAAUCGAAUGCAGCAGGUACUGAAUCAAAUGCAGUAAAUACCGAAACAGCAGGUAGUGAAUCGAAUGCAGCAGGUACAGAAUCAAAUGAAGUAGAUACCGAAUCAAAUACAGCAGGUAGUGAAUCAAAUGUAGGUAGGUACCGAUUCAAAUGCAAUAAUACGAAUCAAAUACAGCAGGUACUGAAUCAAAUACAGUGGAUAACGAAUCAAGUACAGCAGGUCGUGAAUCAAAUGUAGUAGGUACCGAUUCAAAUGCAAUAAGUACGAAUCAAAUACAGCAGGUACUGAAUCAAAUGCAGUAGAUACCAAAUCGAAUGCAGCAGGAACUGAAUUGAAUUUAGAAGGUACUGAAUGCAAUAUACUGUCACUGUACCAGCAAUUUUAGUC